UUAUUAGAGAUGCAAAGAGCAGUGAGGUUUGGUUGCAGCACCAUUAAUAAAUUAGAAAGCGAAUUGAAUAAGAUUGAAAAAAUCUCUUUCAAAGAAAGUUAUCUAUCAUUUCAAAGAGAAUGGAAUGAAUUCAAAAAUAGAGCAAAAGAAAUGUAUUAAUUUGCACUUAUCACUUUUUCUGUAGGCCUCCAAGAGUCUUCAAUGAUAAACUAGAUGCCAACCAAUAGAAAAAGAUUAAUUUAUUAGCAAAACACAUAGAAUACUUGAGUGAGAAUGAAUUUUAAUAUCUGAAUUACAUUUUGUAGAAAUAAGUGCUCAAUAAACCCGAUUAUGCUGAGUUUUCUUUAGGUAUUUCUAAAGAGGAUACUCAAGUUGGUAAUUAAAUCAAUUGAAUUAAAGGUCCUGGAGUGUGGCCAACAGCACAUCCUCAAUGGUUAUAAUAAUAAGAAAUCAUAGCCAAAUUAUGGCCUUUGGGAUAAUAAGGAGUUGCAACAUUGUUCUCCGAAGUUGUUGGAUUUGGAGGUGGAGUCGGAACAGGAGGAGCUUAGGCUUCAGCUGCCAAUACUUCUGCCUCUGCAUAAGAGGGGAAAAAGGAAGAGGCUCCUAAGGAAGCACCAAAAGAGGCUGCUGUAUUUUCUAUUCAAAAUAAAUUAGAAAGCUAAUUAUGAUGUAAUUCUUGAUUCUAUCGAUGCUGCAUAAAAGAUCAAAAUUAUUAAAGAUGUCAGAGCAAUCUUCAAUUUGGGUUUGAAGGAAGCCAAAGACAUGGUUGAAAAAUUGCCUGCCACUCUAGGCAAAUAGAUGAAGAAAGCUGAUGCGGAAGAGUUGAAGAAAAAAUUGGAAGCUAUUGGAUGCACAAUUAAGUUAGUGUGAGAGUAUAUUAAUAAUCAUCAUUACAUUAUUAUAUUAUUGG
Paramecium octaurelia is the source of this 910-nucleotide messenger RNA. The record is from the annotation of a GenBank genome assembly. NCBI's taxonomy places the organism in Eukaryota, Ciliophora, Oligohymenophorea, Peniculida, Parameciidae.